Messenger RNA from Brassica napus (rape), 1031 nucleotides. RefSeq names its product glycosyltransferase BC10-like. The record is from RefSeq and is a predicted model, not a curated record. Gene Ontology annotation, molecular function: glycosyltransferase activity. Gene Ontology annotation, cellular component: membrane. NCBI's taxonomy places the organism in Eukaryota, Viridiplantae, Streptophyta, Magnoliopsida, Brassicales, Brassicaceae. The coding region runs from base 1 to 969 and encodes 322 amino acids. The transcript has 8 exons.
AUGGCCAAUGAUUUAGGUGAUUUGCUUGAUCUGUGUAAUCUGGUUUCCUUAUUCUAUCACAGCAUUCUUCUCAUCUGCACUCACAUGAUGUCCCCACGGCACAGCAAGACCUCCUCCUCCUCGUGGCUACCUAUCCACGUCAGGAAACUCAUCGACGCGGAGGUAGCUGCACGAGCAGUGGUCAGACACAUAGUCAAAACGCCUCCCUUCAUCACCUCCAACUCCAAACUCGCUUUCUUGUUCUUGACUCCUGGUACAUUGCCGUUUGAGAAGCUCUGGGAUAAGUUCUUCACGUUCUCGAUCUACAUCCACCCGACCAAUGAACGGCCGGUUCAUAUCAGUAGCCACUUUUUUUAUCGAGAAAUCAACAGUGAUGAGGUCAUUGAGGGUAGAAUCUCUGUGGUUGAUGCCGAGAAGAGGUUACUGGUUAGUGCUCUUGAAGAUCCUCACAACCAACACUUUGUUCUUCUCUCAGAGAGAUAUCUACUCUACUCCAACGUCAGCUUCAUUGAGAGUUUUGUGGAUCCUGGUCCUCAUGGAACUGGUAGACACAUGGAACACAUGUUACCUGAGAUUGCUAGGGAAGAUUUUAGAAAGGGUGCUCAGCCAGGGAUAGAGGCUUACAAGGACUGUAUUGCAGAUGAACAUUACUUGCCAACAUUCUUCAGUAUGAUUGAUCCUAUGGGGAUCUCGAACUGGUCAGUGACGUAUGUUGAUUGGUCUGAACGAAGGUGGUAUCCAAAGACUUACACAGCAAAUGAGAUAUCACUAGAUUUCAUGAAAAAUGUCACGACUGAAGAGAUGAGUAUACACGGCACAAGUGUGGGAGAGCAUGGAGAUGAGCUGCAUUGGCCAUGUACAUGGAACGGGAUUACACGGCCUUGUUAUCUGUUUGCAAGGAAGUUCCAUCCUGAUGCUCUUGACACAUUGCUUAACCUCUUCCCAAACUACACAAGCACAGUUCUCUGAGGAAAGGAUUCUUUACACAAGCAAUUCUUGAAUUCAUUUUUGUUCCCCGAUUUGAUACUGUA